Messenger RNA from Grosmannia clavigera kw1407, 1356 nucleotides. RefSeq names its product GTP-binding protein. The coding region runs from base 1 to 1356 and encodes 451 amino acids. The record is from RefSeq and is a predicted model, not a curated record. Lineage: Eukaryota; Fungi; Ascomycota; Sordariomycetes; Ophiostomatales; Ophiostomataceae. The transcript is spliced from 3 exons. Gene Ontology annotation, molecular function: GTP binding; ATP hydrolysis activity. Gene Ontology annotation, cellular component: cytoplasm.
AUGCCUCGUGACCCACUUAUAGGACUCGUCGGCAAGCCGAGCGCUGGCAAGUCCAGCAUGCUCAAUUCGUUGACGGAUGCAUCAUCCAAAGUCGGUUUGUACACGUCCUCAAGCUCCCCGCCGAAAGAGGAGCACUCGCUUACGCAACCUCUCGCCUGUAGGAAACUUUCCACGCUCAGAUUCACCACCAUCGAUCCUCAACGCGCGGUCGGUUACCUCCAGGUAGACUGUGCUUGUGCCCGGUACGGAAUCUCUGACCGCUGCAAACCGAACUACGGCUCCUGUCACGAUGGGCGCCGCUCUGUGCCGAUCGAGCUGCUUGACGUCGCCGGUCUUGUCCCAGGCGCACACCAAGGCCGCGGUCUCGGCAACAAGUUCCUAGACGAUCUGCGCCACGCGGAUGCACUGAUACACGUAGUGGACGUCAGUGGAACCACGGACGCCGAAGGCAAGAAUACGCGCGGCUACGAUCCCUCCGUUGACAUCGCAUGGCUGCGGUCUGAGAUCGUACAGUGGAUCAAGGGCAAUUUGAUGGAGCGGUGGGGGAGCAUCCGACGACGCCACGUGGCUACCAAAGCGGCAGCGGCCGACACGCUGCAGUCACAGCUGUCGGGCUACGGCAGCAGCCCAAAGUUGAUAGCACGCACGCUGGACCGGCUGGCUCUGCGCGAACCGUUAGAGGAGUGGGACAACGCAACCAUUGACCGCGUGGUCAACGCCUUUAUCGACGAAAAAUUUCCCACUGUAAUUGCGCUCAACAAGAUCGACCACCCCGAUGCGGACCGCAACAUUGCCAAGAUCACCAAGCUAAACGACCCCAACACCGUGGUGCUCUGCUCUGCCGUGUCCGAGAUCUUCCUCCGCAAGAUGGCCAAACAGGGGUACAUCCGCUACACCGAGGGCGGAGAAUUUCUGGAUACGCGCGAGGACUUGCUGGCCGAUGGCGACACCGAGGGUGCAGAGCAGCUCAAGGAAAUCGACGAGAAGAACUUGCGCCGUAUCAACAACCUGCGCGACAUGGUCAUCUACCGCUUUGGAUCUACGGGUGUCGUGCAAGCACUGACCAAAGCGGCUGAGGUGCUCGGACUCAUUCCCAUCUUCCCUGUGCGCAGUAUAUCGGCAUUGAAUACGGCCAGCGGGGCAGGAUCCACGGCGCCGGCAGAGGCCGCUAAGCCGGUGUUCCGCGACUGCGUGCUAGUUAAAAGAGGCAUCACGGUGGCCGAUGUCGCGCGGAAGGUCAUGGGCGACGCUCCGAUCGCGUUCGUGGAGGGUGCAGCUGGCACGCGUGUCGCUGAGGACGACACGGUGGAUGUGGGUAAAAACGACAUUUUGUCUUUCAAGGUUGGGCGAGCAUAA